Messenger RNA from Saccostrea echinata, 13785 nucleotides. RefSeq names its product apolipophorins-like. Gene Ontology annotation, molecular function: lipid carrier activity. The coding region runs from base 91 to 13533 and encodes 4480 amino acids. The transcript is spliced from 36 exons. Gene Ontology annotation, biological process: lipid transport. NCBI's taxonomy places the organism in Eukaryota, Metazoa, Mollusca, Bivalvia, Ostreida, Ostreidae. The record is from RefSeq and is a predicted model, not a curated record.
GGACCCUGACACAUCAAUCAGCUGAUAUACUUAUAAACACGGUAGAUUCUGUUGUAUCAAACAUAGCUUGAUGUCGCUCGAAGCGACAACAUGGAUUAUCGCUUAAUUCUUCUUUUGUCCCUGGUAGCGGGGUCGCAAGCUGGACCAGUGCAGAAUCUCAGAUCUGAUUUGUUAGGGCAAACGUCGUGUGCUAAACAAUGUACAGAGAAGAGUAAGUUUGGAUACGUAACAGGAGAGACAUAUAGAUUUACUUAUGAAGGAGAAACAAAGACGAGUAUAAACAGCGGCAGUAAAGACCAGGCCGGACUGAAGUUUACAGCUACAGUUCUCGUCGAAGUUCUCUCCAAAUGUGAACUUUCACUCAAGCUGGAAGACGUUGUUCUGUCUGGAUCUGAUCCUAACUACCCACAGAGACUGUUGACUGACACACAAUCCAGGGACUUCAAAAAGGCUUUGGAAGACCAUCCUCUUCGCUUCUCCUUCCAAGAUGGCAUCAUGGAAGAGCUAUGUCCUCUUCCAGAGGAAAGUGCAUGGGUCCUUAACAUCAAAAAGGGUAUCUUAUCCUCACUACAGAACACCAUGGACUCCUUCAAAUCUGAACAAGAUCUUGUUGAGACUGAUGUUGCUGGGAAGUGUAGAACUCAGUACAAAUUAAAACAGGAAGGCUGGAAGGCAGUGUCCAUUGUUAAGUCCAAGGACAUCAGUACAUGCCUAGAACGUCAUGGAUUUGAUACCUCAAUGGGGUCCAUCCUGUAUGAGGUCCCCUCUAGUCUUCAGUCACUUCCCAUCAUGAACAGUACCCAUGAAUGUGAGCAGAAGAUCUCAACAGACGGUCACAUGGAAAGUGUUCUGUGUCAUGAAAUCCACAUGUUUAGACCUUUCUCCAAAGGAGACAGUGGAGCAAUGACAGAAGUCACACAGUCACUCAAAUUUGUCUCCCGGUCAACAGGAACUACAUCUAGAAUGGCUGAGGUUAGCAGACGAGACACUCUCUUGUUCAGUCAGGUACAUGGAGAAAAGUCCAUAAUCUCCACUAAGAAGCAGGUGCAGGACAAACUUAAGGAACUGUGUCUGUCUACAGAGAAUGGAAUCAGACCAGAGACCCCAGAUCUGUUUGCUCAACUUGUCAUGCUUAUGAAAAGACUAGAUGCCACAUCAAUGGCUGAAAUCUUUGAAGAAAUCAAAGCUACCUCUUUCUGCCCAAACAACAUGGAGAGAACCAAGAAAUUUUACAUGGAUGCCAUCCCAAUGGUUGGAACAGGAGCUGCAGUGAGGCAGAUUACUCAGCUCAUUAUGAACAAUGAUGUAACUGGUGCUCUCACUGAAUCUUGGCUGGUCUCCCUGUCCUUUAUCCAGCAUCCCACCAAAGACAUGCUUACUGAAAUUUCUAAAAUGAUGAACACAGUCCAUGGCACCAAAAUACUGCUUCCCCUAUCCACCCUUUUGAAUACAUACUGCCAAAAACAGUCUUGUGAACAGGACAAAGACAUCGAAGAUAUCCUCACAAAACUUAAAGCUAACCUUGGUAGAGACUGCAGCAGCUCUAAUGAGGAAAAGAUUCUUGUGACUCUGAGAGCCAUUGGAAACAUUGAACAAACCCAGACAUUUGUCCCCAUCUUAGAGCAGUGCUUCUCCAGAAAACAGAACUCUAUGGGAGUGAGAGUAGCAGCAGUCGAAGCCUACAGAAGGAUGUCAUGUGCUGCUGAUAGAAAUAACUUGAUUGCAUUGUUCCGUAAUGCUGAUGAAGACUCUGAGUUGCGAUUAGCUGCUUAUCUUCAGGUUAUGAAAUGUCCUAAUGACGUUGUCCUUCAACAAGUCAAACAAACACUCCUAUCAGAGGAGGUUAACCAAGUCGGCAGCUUUGUCUGGACACACUUGAUGAACUUAAGAGAAUCCUCAAGCCCCUACAAGGAAACGGUCAGAUCUAUGUUGGAGAGUGAAGACCUCCCUAAAAAAUUUGAUCUCGAUAAACGCAAGUUCUCCAGAAACUAUGAAUGGUCUCACUACUCACAAGACCUGAACAUUGGAGGAAUGUUGGACAGCAACCUCAUCUGGUCACCCGAUUCUUUCAUCCCUCGGUCAGUGUCAGCUAAUUUAUCUGUUGAGAUGUUUGGACAUUCAGUGAAUCUGCUUGAGAUUGGAGGACGUGCUGAGGGCCUGGAUUAUCUUUUGGAAUCCUAUUUUGGACCAGCUGGAUACUUCAAGGAUGGAACCAUCACUCCAGACGAGAAGGACCACCAGGACAUCAAAAUGAAGAAACUGCAAAAGAUUGACAAAAAUUUUGAUAAGAAAGUCCAAGAACUGAAAGGAGCCAUGUAUGCAAGAGUGUUUGGAAAUGAAGUUUUCUAUAAGAGACUUGGACAGUCUGCACCAAAGGCUACAGGAUCAAGUUUCAACUUCCUGGAAAUGUUCCAGGAACUGGCUAAAGGAAAUGAAAUCUCUUACACCAAAAGUAGCAUGUUUUUGGACAGCAGUAUCAUUGUACCCACCAUUAUUGGUCUUCCCCUCAAUCUAACAGUGAAUGGAACUGCCAGUGUGGAUCUUAAAGGAAGAGCCACCAUUGACAUGACGAAGCCACAUAAAAGCAUUCUUAUUGAUGGAAUUAUUGAACCAAGUGGAGCAGUUGAGUUUGCCUCCAUGAUGAGUGUGGAUGCCUACUUUACCAAGAGUGGAAUUAAGAUGACCUCCACCCUCCACUCCAGCACUGGGGUCAGCACUAAGAUCGAGAUCAAGAAUAAAGAGGAAUACAUCUUCAAUGUUGAUGUUCCAAAGACUAAGUCAGAAAUCAUCACUGUCAAGUCUGCCCUGUUCAUGGUUUUCAAAGACCAGGAAAAGAAACAGGUGCCUGCUGCAGACGACAUAGUCACCAAGAAAUUCUGCUCAGGACACACAAUUGUUAGAUUGACUGGUUUGGAGGUCUGCGGAGACGUUGCUCAUCCCCGUGCCAAGGACAACUCUCCCCUCUUCCCACUGAAUGGCCCAGCACAUGGUGUGCUCAUUCUUCACAAGAGAGAUACUCACAAAGGAUAUCAGUUGGAAAUCAAAAAGAUUAAUAACAAGAAACUGCUGAACUUUAAAGUGUUUUAUGACACACCUGGAUCAAAGAUGGAGAGAGCCACAGGAUUUGAACUUGAAGUGAAGAAAGAUUCGAAAAUUCUGGAAAUGAGUCUGACCUCUCCAUGGAAGAAGGCCACAUUCACAGGAAGUUUAGUUGAUGGAAAGAAAGAGAAGCAGCUGAAUGGUCUGGCCACUGUUGAUGGUACCCAGGAAUACAGAUUUGAAUCUUCUAUUGGAAUUAAUGCCAAAGGCUCUUUGACCAGGUAUAAGCCUAAAAUGACCAUCUCCUACCCUAAAGCCAAACCAAUUAAUCUUGAUGGAAGUGUGAAUGUUGAAUACUCAAAACAAAAACAGACAUUGGAUUCUACCAUUGUCCUAAAGGGAAUUCAGGAUGAUCCAAUCACCAUUGAAGCUGACAUAAAAAAUACACCAAAAGCCAAAGGAAUUUCUGCCAAGUUUAACUAUGAGAAAAAGAAGGAGUAUUCAGCAGAAAUCAUGGCAAAGAUUAAUGAACAGAAGAAGAAGACGAUAAUUUAUCCAAAAGUCCUCAUCAAGACCCCUACAAAGGACCUUAUGAGUGUGCGUGGAUCUCUUGUUGGAGAACCAGGAACCUUCGCAAAAGUUGACCUGACCUUGGACAAAGUGUUCAGUUCCGCUGUUAUGGUUAAAGGUGAUGUAAAGAAAAUUGAAAAAGGAAAACGAGUUUUGUACAGAGCAAAAGCCAAUUACAAAGGACCCAAGAAAUCCAGCCUGAGAAUGAGAGUGAAUAUUGAUAAGAAGCCAGUGGCUUUCACCACAAGAGUUAAAGCUGACUACAACUUUGUCAGAAUUUUCAAAGGGGCAAAGGAUAGCUUCACCUACAACAGCAAGAUUGUGAACAAGAGCACCAAGACACUGAACAAUAUUGUUGUCAAUUCGAAUUUCAAGUCAUCAAAAUUUUCUGAAUACAACAACCUCUUGGCAGUAAAAUUUACCAAUCGUUAUAACAAGGUUGCAGACCUGAAGUCUUCUUUUGACUAUGGCCGAACUUACACUAGCAAAGUGAACAAGCAGAGGGUGACUUUAAAUGGUAUUAGCAAAUACAGCUUCAAGAAGAAUGGUGCAACCAUCAGCUACAAUGUCUCUCUCUCACAUAAACCUGCAGAUCUAGAUGCUGCCAUUUCAGGCUCACACUCGCACACAAAAAAGACCAUCAAAUCAAAUUUUGCCAUUCGUUAUGAGGACAAAAACACAGUUACUGCUUCACUGAAACUGGAAGAUGCAACUAAGAAAUUUCCAAAAUAUAGUGGAAAAGCAACUUUAACUUACCCUGGAAGAGAUAUUGUGGUAGAGGCUGCUGGUUCACGUAAAACAAACAAGGAAGGCAAAAUAAAAUUGAUUAUCCAACACCAAAAGGGUGCCAAAUCCAGCAUUGCAGGCGAGUACACUCAGAAAUCCAAUACCUCAAUUGAUGUUCAAUCCAACUUCCAGAUCUACAAGCAGAAGCCAAUCUCCGUAAGUGCUUCUACAGACAUCAGCUACACUACCCCAAAAAUUGAUCUAACAGUCGUCCAUGGUAAUGAUCAGUACGCAGUUAUGGCCUCAGGAGAGUAUGAACCACAUAAGUAUGGCAAACUCAUGUCCCAUAUUCAGUAUCCUGCUCGUAAAGUAACUAUGGAGCUUGAAGGAGGAAAAAAAGGAGGUCAGUGCAUUGGUAAGGUGGAUGUGAGCUGGGACGCAAUCAGGGAUGCAGACAAGAGAGUGUUGGUACAAUGCAUCUCAAGAGUGAACAGCUUGAAGGACUUUGAUGUUUUCACCAACUUAGAGUAUCCAGGUCAGAAAAUUGCUGGUGAGCUCAAGAACCUCAUUAAAGCCAAUUAUAAUUAUAAGACAUCUGCUUCUGUCUCAUGGAGUCCAAGGCAGAGAGUUUUUGCAGAAGUGGAGCUUCUUGACAAUCGCAAGAGAUACAGAGGAGUCUCAGAGGCAACAAUAUCUAUUCAAUCAUCCUUUAAAAAUUUUGAGGAAUAUAAACUAAGAGUUGGCAACAGUUACUCAAAAACUGAGUAUAAGGUCAUAGGUGGCAUAACCUGGGCAAAAGGCAAAACAGUUUCCGCUACUGCCUCAACAAAGUAUCCUCUACUGAUUGAUGAUCUGAACUUAGAUGUCAAGGUGAGCACUCCAUUCAAAGAUGUUGGUAAUCCUCGUGUUAUCCUACUCAACCAGAUCUCCUCUUCCCAGAAGUCACAGAGUGGCAUCUUGAAAGUUUCCUGGGGAAACAAUCAGUUUGUUGACAUUGAAACCAAUGGGGAAACUACUGCAUUUGAGCUUUACAGAAGAGAGUUUACAAGAAACAUUGGCUUCUCAUCCAGCAUCCUAAAUUAUGAGAAAAUCAUUUUCAACAUCACACAUCAAGACAACUUUGAGAAAGUGAGCUCUCAUGCUGUAGUCACUCAUAACAAUGAUAAAUACUUGUACAAGAUAAAUAUGGACAACAAGCUGACUGGUUGGCAGUUGGAGAGCCGAGGAAGCUAUGACAUCAAGGGACCUUAUGAUACCAUGUUUCUCCAAUGGACACACAGAAACACUGACCGUGAUAUCAGAAGCACUGCUGACAUCAAAUGGGGAAAGAGUCAAACCUUCAAUGCAGAACUUACAGGAAAUAUCCAAACCAUCCCAAAUCACAAGAUCACUGGCAGAUUCCAAAUGAAUGUCCCAUCUAGCACAUUGAGAAGAGUGGAAGCUGAUUUUGAGCAUGAAAAUAAGAUUGGAUUUAUCAAGACCUAUGGCAGAAUUACAGCUGACAGAGAAAACAUUGGUACAGUUGAUUUGAAGUAUGGUAGGCAAGUAGGGGAAGCUAAUGUGGAUUUGACAGUGAGCAGUAGAUACAUGGAAGACUUUAAAUUGAAGUCUUUUGCGAAAAGUGCUACCAUGCCAAUCAAAUCUGGCUUGGAGAUCCAGUGGAACCCUGCUCAGAAGAUUGUUGCUGCUUUCACUCAUUCUGAUAUUCUGAACAAUCUAGAAAGCAAAUUUACCUUGACUACUCCCUUCCCACGUGCCCAGAAAAUUGAAGUAGAUGCAAGCCAUAAAUUAAACGGCAUUGACUGGGAAGCAAAAGGUAGCGUAGCAUAUGCUCCCAUGCAAAAGAUAACAGUUGGAGGCAUCUAUAACUUGGUCACAGAAAAGAAAGCCCGUGUAUAUCUCACUUCUCCAUUCCCAACCUUCCAAAGGCUUGAAACAGGAAUCUUCUUCAAAGGAGACUUGAAAAAGUUCACAACCAACUUUGAUUUUGAAAUCAACCCUCUUGUAAAGAAAAUACAAGCCUCUUCUGAUUGGAGUUAUGACAAACUUUACACCAAGGGAUCACUCAGAUUGGACACACCUUUCCCACAAUACCCUUACAUGAGAGCUGAGCUCCUGAGCCAGUACAGCGUAGUAGCACGGCAGUCCAGCUUUAUGGUGGAAUACCUCCCUACCCAGAAAGUAGAAGUCAGUGGAUCAUAUGUUGCUAAGCCUAAAAACCUUCAAGGAACAUUCACUGUCAAAAUUCCUGGAAAGGAACCAGCAACAAUUAGCUAUAGACAAAAUGGAGAUGUCAAUGCUUUUGAUAAUCAUGCUGAAAUCAAAUACGAUGGAGGAAAGACAAUGCUUGUAGACACUACAUUUGGUCUUGAGCCUAAGGUGUAUGGAACUUUCCAUAUGGAAAGUCCAAUGAGAGGAUACAAAACAGUGGACUUCCAAUUCAACCAUGAAGGCAAAACAUGGAAAGACAUAAGGACACAAUUAAUCUAUGGCACAAAUAAAGACAAAAUUGAAAUUGAGACCAUUUUUGAUAUUGUUGGAGAUAUUGAAGCAAAAGCUAUGAUCAAGACUCCAUUCCCAAUUCUAAAAAUUGCUGAGGCUAGCUUUUCUCAUAGUGGCACCUUCCCUAACCUCAGAACCAACAUCAGAGGAAUUUUCAACCACACAAGCAUCGAAAGCAAUCUGGAAACCUCUCACUCUCUGAAACUUACUGGAGGAAAAAUCAACUUAUCCACUACCUUCCCUGCUGUUAAAUUUGCAGAAUUAGCAUUUAAUCAUGAGGGAUCAUCUGAUAAUUUCCAAACACACGUGGAAACCACACACAACCUGAGGAAAUAUGAAUCUGACACUGUUUUCAGCCAUACUACUGAUUUGACAGCAUUUACCCAAACUUUCCAGACACCUAUUCAAGGAUGGGAAAAAACAACAAUAACAUUUAACAAAGAUGGUCCUCACACCAACUUUAAAUCAGUCGCAGAAGUUCAAUACCAAGACCAAAAGAUUUCAGCAAGCUAUAAUCACAAUAUACAGAAAGGUGACGUAGCAACCACAGCCACAUUGAACACACCAUAUACUGAGGACAUCUUAUUCAAACUAGACCAGAACCAGAAAAAGAGAGGAUUUACAACCAAUGUAGAAUUCUCCAUGGGCUCUGAUACUCAAUGGAAGUCCACCACAAACUACAAACUAAAAAACAGCGAACUCAUUUUCACUAUUGAUGAAACUGUUAUCAUGGCAGGUGAGAAGUAUACUGGAAACUUCCAAUUAGAUCAUGCUGGAGUUCCUCUAGCAUUCUCCACUAAAGUUUCUGGAAAAUACCAAACCCACAGCAUAGGAACAUCUGUUGAUUUUAAUGGACAGUCUCUAGAUGACAUUCAUGCCUCUGUGAAAAUUGACUCUUCAUUCAAAGGAUACACUGAAAUGGAUCUUGUUGCAACACACAAGAAAAAUAACAAUGAAUAUAAAUCUGAAGUAAAAGCCAGCAUGGAGAAGAAACACACAGUAUCUUUAGCUAGCACAGUCACUGCAGAACUUCCAAAAAUGGAUAUCAAUGUUGGCCUAAAAACAUCUUUCAAAGAUUAUGAAUCAGCUUCCUUUGCACUUAAGACUGAUAAACCCUCUGACCAAUAUACUGGAGAGAUUGAUAUUACUUAUCCUGAUGGAAAGAAGAUCACAGCUGAUGGAAGAUUCAAGGCAGACUUCCCUAAGAUUGAUGCCAAUGUUGAUGUAACCACUCCUUACAAAGAUUUUGAAAGCUUUGGAGCUACUGUAAAAUCCACUAAAUCUACCUCUGAUCUUAAAAUCCGGUAUGGAGACAACAAGAAGAUUACAAGCUCUAUGUCUCAAAGUAUUGACUUCCCAACCAUGAAUGUAAACUGGGCCAUAACAACACCAAUGAACACUGUGUCUGCAGAAUUUAAUAACAGGAAAGUGGGUAACAGAUACACAACCACCAUCUCAACCAACAUUGAUGGAAAGAAAAGUUCUGCCAAAUCAACAGUAUCGGUGGAUCUUCCAUCAGUGAAUAUGGAAGUUAAUAUCAAGAACAAUCCACUUAAAGAAUACUAUGAUUCUGAUUUCCCAUCAGACUUGACACUUGUUCUGAAAAAUAUGGGUGAAACAGCUAUCAAAACUGCAGAUGUGUACUUGACUGUUGAUGACAUUGAAAAGGCCAGAUUAAGAUCAAGAAUUAACACUGAUGACAUGGUAGGAGAAAUAACUAUUAACCUGCCUGAAGGAAAAAUUAUCUCCAUUUCUCACCAAGCUCAAGAUAAGUGGACACGCACUUUGGAUGCCUCUUGGAAAUUUGGAUCAGAACAUAACAUGGCUACAUCUUCAAGAUGCCAGGUGAACCUCCCAGACAUUGAUUGUUCUAUCAGCCUAGAAUCAACUUACCAUCAAGACAUUCAGGUCACUGUGGUCAACACUGUAACUGAUGAUCUGAUUUCCUCUUCAGUUUCUGCUUCCUAUGGAAAUGCAAUGAGAUAUAGUGGAGAGAUGACCCUCUCACACAUUCCUUCUAACCUUCAAUUCAGUGCUAAGUUGGUGACACCACAUGAAGGAUUCAAAUACUCUGAGGCUUCAUUCACUACAACUAAGAAACAGGAGACCUAUUCUAGUAAACUAGUCAUCACCUCUGACAAAAUUUCCACCAUAACCUGGGAAGUUAGACAAAAAAUACUAGGAAUUUUUGAUAUUGACUUCUUUAGCAAACUCACAAGUGAUUUUGAAAUUGCUCAACUAUGGCAAUUUAGUCUAACUAGCCAAAAACAAGGUGAAGAAUAUAUCAUGUUGGUGGAAACUUACAUGGAUCCAGUCAGAAAGAUUAGUGCUGAUGCUUCAGUUAUCUUACGGGGACAAAAUGGCAAGUCUAAGCUACAUCUUACAAUUGAAACACCAUUUGAAGUCCUUAAGAGUUUCAAAUAUAAGGAAGACCAAACAACUUCCAAGUUGCGUGAAAAGCACAUGAGAAACACUCGAGCUAUCCUUGUACAGUACAAUGGAGAGACAUAUUUGGAGGCAGAUGAAGAAUUUGAAUUCUUGAUUGAAGAAGACUGGCUGUAUGAUUAUCAAAUUAUCUUCAGACAUCCUAGACAGAUGGAAUACUCAGUCAAUCUAAAGAAGGAGGUCAAUCUUUUCACAGGAAAAUCCACCAUAAAUUGGAACAGAGAGGAAAUUAACAGCAAUGUCCAGAUCAGUGGUCAAGCAACCAUUGCCAAUAACAAUGACCUUCAUAAUCAAAUACAAAUAGAGGCUGUUCAUGCAACAAGAACAGUUGGCCUGGAUGCAAUUCUUCACAGAACAACCAACAUGCAGAGAGCAAAGAUGGUGGUGGCAUGGGACAAAGAUAAUAACAAAAAAGCUGGAUUUGACCUUCACCAAGAUAAAAAGAAGUAUUCCACAAAGGUUGUCAUUCCAUCAAGAUCCAUUGAAAUGGUCAAUGAGUAUGAUGAUACAAAUCCUGUUGUCUGGAGUGAGAACACUUUGUACUGGGAUGCUGAUUCUGACAGAGACCAAAAAGCUGGCAUCCGUUUGACUAAAUCUGGUAAACGAAACAUUGAUCACCAAAUCGACAUCAAAUUGCCUACUUUCAACAAGGAGUACUCAAUUCACACAGUUACUCAGAAAAAGAAGAAGCUUUUUGAAAGCACUGUUGAGUUUUCUUAUUCUCCUCAAAAGAGAAAGAACAUUGUUAUGUCUGUCCGAGUAGACGAUAUUUCUACAGGAUCCCAAUCUUCCAAUUACACCUGGUCCUUAGGAAUGUCCCAGCGAUACAGUAACCUUGACAUUACCCUGAGUGGACACACUGGACAGUCUGACAUGAGUGAUACAUUUGGAGUUGGUGUGCAAUACCUCACAAACCAAAGACAGAGGAAGAACAUGAAGAUGCUUAUGGAAAUCAAAAAAAUACAGAAAGAGAUUGCUCUUUAUAUGGAUGUGCCUAGUGGCAAAUCUUUGGGAGUUAUUGGUCGUGUAGAAUCCACAUCUCCUUUAUUAGUGUCUGUAGACAGUUUGGAUAAUGGCAGACAGUCUGAGAAACUCAGAGUCAAAGUUGAUAAGAAUAAACGAAGUAUUGAACUCAAGGCCAAGUAUGAUACAGCUAAUCCAAGAUCAGCCCUGCACAUGAAGGCAGAAUUACCAACCAAGAAAGAUCUUCAGGUUGAGAUCUACAGAACUGGAAACUUUGAGCAGGUUACCGACUCCCUCAUCAAUGUUCAGCUUCAGGACUCCAGAUUCCUUCACUCAAAGAUCAACUGGAGGCCAGAAAUGUUUGCUGAUGCCAUGGAGUUCACCACACAGAGAAUGAUGAAAGAUGCCACAGAGGCUAAUGCUGCAUUUUUGGAGGUGGGAACCGACAUUGCUAGUGAACUAGCUGGUAAAGAUUCCACACUCAGCAAGGAACUAAUGGAAGAAAUCAAACCUUUCACUGAAACUCUUGCCAAACAAGUGGAGGACUUCCAGGAUGAACUGAAAGCCAUCAAGCAGACAAUUAAGGAGAUGAAGAAAAAUAAUGAUCUCUACCUGGGUGACCUUAACCAAUUCUUUAACAACUCCAUCCAGGAAUUCAUUGUUGCAUAUGGCAGAGGUCUCCGACAAAUGCAGACUUCAUAUAGUGAAAUGAAGACCAAAAUCACUGAACUAUCAAAUAAAGUCAAAACCUAUCCAUUUGCUGAGAAAUACACCAAGAUGGUUAAUGAUAUGUCAUCCAAUUUUGAGGAAUACAAAAAAGAAGCUCAUAGUUGGAUGAUGAAGGAGGUAAAGACCAUGACAUCCAACAUCAAAGAAAACAUCCGUCUCCUUCAACAGAAAAUCCAAGAACUUCUUAAGAAGACAAAGACUAUUGCAUCACAAAAACUGGACUUGAUCCUGCAGCAUCCAAAUGUCCAAAGAAUACAACAAGAAGUGUCUGCUCUCUCUCAAAGACUCCCAGACAUGCCCGACAUGCCAGACUACAGUGUCUAUGUCAAAAAGGUCAAAUCUGCUGUGAAGGGCAUCGACAUUAAGAAGCCCUACAAUGAUGUGGUUUCCAAGGUUACAGCUGUUGUGAACGCCAAGUACAAUGAGCUCCAGAAGGACCAAGACUUUGUCAAGUUCCAAAAACUCAUGAAGGAGAUCUAUGAGGAGUUGUCCAAGGAAUUUGAAUUUUUGUCCAUCAGAAAACAACUUAUGGAUAUUGCCACUCAGAUGCAUGGUGAUAUCAAGAAAUUCAUUGUUGAAGACAUUAUUGAAAUGAAAAUAUUAGGUUUGGACAAAUCCAGAGUCAUCACCUUUGACCCUGAAAAUGGCAACAUUGAGGUAGAAAUCUAUCUCCCCACUAAGAUGGAAACCCUUGACCGCCUACCCAAGAUCCCAGUUACCAAAUUCAGAAAUGUAAUGAAGGAUGUUGCUGGAAGAGUUCAGACCAUCAUCCCUGACACUGAUUUCUGCUUCUGGGACAUCUACUACAGAUUUAGACCUGCAAGCCUCAACCCCAUUGACUGGAUUCCUCCCUUCAAAGGCUACGCCUAUGUUGCUGGUAACAGGCAUUACAUCACAUUUGAUGGAAAGAAAUUUGACUUCACUGGUGACUGCAAUUUCAUCUUGACACGUGAUCUUGUCAACCACAAUUUCACUGUCAUCAUGAACUACAAGCCAAACAAGAACACCAUGGAAUCUCUCCUGGUUCUGGCUGAAGGAAAAACAAUUGAAAUCUUCCCCGACUUCACUGUUAAGAUAGACAACAAGCCCCAUGAGUUCCCAUACAUUUCCCAUAAACUGAGUCUUGAACGGGUAGGAAACUGGAUAAAACUGGACACUGGGCGAGGUUUGGUCAUCACUGGUGACCUUCCUAGCAAUGUGUUUAAACUAGAGGUCAGCGGCUGGUACUUUGGCAAACUGGCAGGAUUGCUAGGCACCUAUAACAACGAACAGUAUGAUGAACUGACAACAUCUGACAACAAGAUUGUCAAGAAUGAGGAUUCCUUCUACAAUAGCUGGGAGGUCAGCAAAAAAUGCAGACCCAAUGGAAACAAUGCUGUGGACAUCAUCCAGGAUUCUAAUGAUGCUAAAUACAUCAAAUGCUCCAAAGUCCUCAAGUCCUCAGAUUCUGUCCUCAGGCCCUGUUUCAGACAAGUGAGUCCAGGCAAAGCCUUUGAGAUGUGCUUGAACCAGGAAGAUGCUUGUGCUGCUGCCAGAUUCUAUCUCCAUCAGUGUCAACAGGAAGGUGUCCAUCUUUCUCCUCCAAAGGAAUGUGUUCAGUGUGUUGCUCCCAAUGAGGAGAGUUUUGUGGCUGGUGAGACCAUCAGGAUUUCCUCACUCACUGAUGAUUACAAGCCUGUUUCGUCUGCUGACACAGUCUUCAUUGUGGAGGAGAAACCAUGCAACAGAGAAACUACCAAACACCUUGGAUCUCUGGUCUAUGAGAUUGAACAGGAACUCACCAAAACUGGCAUCUCAAACAACAAGUAUGGACUGCUAGGAUUCAACAAGAAGGGCUCUCAUGUUCACACAAUGGAGGGUCAAUUACUCAAUGAUCCCACCAAGUUUGUCAUGGGGGUAGAAAGCCUCACUUUCACUAGUCACAAGACAGACACCCUGAGUGCAAUCCUUGAGGCAGCCAAUUAUCCAUUCCGUGCUGGUGCAGUCAAGAACAUCAUCCUUCUACAAUGUGGAGUCUGUUCUGAUAUGAAAACCAUGCAAUACCACCAAAUUAGACAUAUUCUCCAGUCUAGAAGUAUCAGAUUCCACAUUCUGAGAGACCAAGAAUUCAUGCUCGGAAACAGAAUUCCUAAACAGAAAAUCUUAGGUGUGGACAGUGACAGGAAAUAUGUCCUUCAUAACUCUAAUGACCAGAGUCUAGAUAACAUGGAUACCCCCAUGGACACAUGCUCCCACCUUGCCCUUCUCUCCAAUGGUUCCAUCUUUGAUUCCAGCUCAAUGCUUCUGAAGAAGGUCCGACACCAGAAGAUGGCCAUUGACACCAUCAGUAACCGUGUAGCCAAGUCUUCCAUCCCCACUAAAUGUCAGGUCUGUCAGUGUGAGACUGAUAAAACAGGUGCUCCUAGAUCAGUCUGCAGAAGUUGUUACUCAGAAAUGAAAGAUUACCUCAGUCUUUGGUGGAGCCAACUUAGACACCCAAUGACACUUGAACAAGAGAUUAACAAACAAUUUCAGGAGUUCCUGAAUGCCAAGAAAGGUUGGGCAGUCCUAACAGCAUAAAUGUGAUGACGUAUACAAACAUUACAAUGAUUUCACUGUGAUUUUUGCAAUGAACAAUGCAAAUGUUUUCACCCAUCACCAUGACAACAGUCCUCAUUUCUCAUCAACUCUUACUAUACAUUCCUGUGAAUCAUUUAUUAUUUUUAUAAUGAAUUUACCAAUGAUAAACAAAGAAUUCCAAAUAAAAAUCCUGUAUAUAUUUGUGACAUUAUUUAUUGUUUAUUGUUAAUAAAGAAAAGAAUAUUUUUGAAA